This is a messenger RNA of Dermacentor silvarum, 1103 nucleotides long. RefSeq lists its product as uncharacterized. NCBI's taxonomy places the organism in Eukaryota, Metazoa, Arthropoda, Arachnida, Ixodida, Ixodidae. The record is from RefSeq and is a predicted model, not a curated record. The transcript is spliced from 2 exons. Bases 235 to 1089 code for a protein of 284 amino acids.
UUGUCCAGGGACCACUCCUCCCCCCGUCCUGACACUGGCGCGUGUUCCUCGUGCCGGAAAGAAAUGAGUAGUCGCGGCGGCAGACGUUUCGUCGAGCCGUGAAAGGGACGCUCGCAUCGAUGAUGAGUGGCGCCUAAUCAAAUCGACCAAGUGCGCAUAUCGAGUGGCAGCUUACCGCUGCCCUCGCGAGGCUGCUCCGGAAGUCCGAAACCUCGCGGAUGUUUUGCUUGGAGCAUGACGAUGAAGAACGACGGAAGCUUUCAACGGCAGGGCGGCGACGACAGCGCAGCCUCUAGCAGCAGCGCCGAGCGUCCUCCUCCGAUGCGGCGGCGGUGUUCUGCAACAGCCGCCGCGCGCUGUCCAGUACGUGCCCUGACCUUGACCGUGUUGUUGACGCUGCUGCACUUGGCCCUCCUGCUGCCCGAACAGGCAGCUGCUCAAGAGGAGGACAUCGCGACGACGACGACGACGACGACGACGACGACGACGACGACAAAGAGACCGACUUUUUCCAAGCCUCGCGAGAAAGGGCUCGCCAAGCACAUCUGCAAGGGCACGCAGAAGUUCACCAACACCAUCAACCUGCUGCUGACGUUCGGAAAGAAAGUGUUGGAGGACCCGAGGCCGCUCAAGAUCGGUCAGGAGCUGGGUCUGAACGUGACGCUCAACGGACUUGACUCGCUGUCGCUGCGUGGAACCCCGCAGACUUUCUGCAACGAGAGCGUCGCCGAAGCACUGCUACCGCUCAGGCUGUCGCCUUCGAUCGUGCUGCACCGUAGGCGUUCCAUCCUGUUUGGUUCCAACAGCGACAGGAACGUCUCCUACACGCUCAGCGGACUCGAGAUGGACGUCGGCGUGCGAGUAAACAGGAACGACCCGAACCGGCACGUGGAGAUCACGUCGUUGGAUAUCGUGUACGUGGACUCGGUCGAGAUCGAGGUGAAAACGUUCGCGCCCAUCUCGGGCCGGCCGGUCACCUUGUUCCUUGAGCGGCCACCCACGGCCGUUAAGCUAGCUAUGCUGAGGCCCAUCAUUCAGGCCGGAUUGCAGAGGAUGAUCGACAGCGGAGGCUUUAAGUUAUCGUCGUAAUAAAAUGGUGGUUU